AUGGGCGCCGACAGUCAAAUGCCAUACCUCUACGCCAACAACGAAAGCCAUAAGAAUCGCAUCUCCUACCCAUACAGCCACUUCAACCCCAAAGCUGUGACUGAAGCUUCUUACGCCCGCUUGAGCCAGGCGUCAGAAACCAAACCAAAGCAAGAAGGCCCAUUGAUUAAUUACAACCGACAUCCGGACAAUUACGAGGUCUGGCAGGGUAGACAGCAAGAUUAUAAGCCGUUGCCGAAGGGGACCAAGAAGGCGGUCGUGGUGACGAGAUGGGUACAGUUUGCUUUACGUCUGCACCAAGAGGUGGUGGCUUUAGGACUGUUGGUAUUAACCGUCGUGCUGAAGGGGACGAGUGGAGCUGAGACCUACUUGUUGCGAAUACCACAAGCAUGGGACUCUCUCAUAACCCUCUACGCAAUCUACCACCUUAUCCGGCCAGCCAAAGCCCGCACCCCGGCCUCCUCCUACUCCUAUCACACCUUCGCCAUGAUCAUGGACACCUGCCUCAUCCCGCUCUACGUCUACAUCGCACUAGUGGUCAAUGCAAACGCGCAGUACCCACCUCCGCAAUAUCAGGCAAGCGGCGAUCUUGUACCUGGCAACUGGCGUUACACUUCGCUCCUUGUAGGUGGCAGGACAACGCCCGAGGUCAUACUGCUGAUCGUGUGGACUGGAGCAAUUGGUGCUGCUGCUUUGCAUCUCUUGAGUGCUGGGAUCGACCUCUAUCUGAUCAUCACCUUCCGCAAGAUCGCGAAUCUGCCGCCUGAUAUGAACCCAUUGGAAGAUAAUUUGACUGCGAGGAAGUCGGUGGUGGGAUCGAAGCAUAAGCACAAGAACAGCGAGAUGACCGUAACGACCACUGGCGACGAUAUGACUCUGGCAGAGCGGAAACGUCUCGCGCACAUGUCUGGGUCCACGCUCUCGAUUGCCGAACAGAGCAGACUCUCCACACCCGCCAAGGAUGAUGAUAGGAAUGUACCUUUCGGUCACUCACGUAACGGCAGCCAAGCUAAUCUCGCCUUCUCGCCACACAAUCCCGACUCGGCUCGCUGGUCUCGCCACCAAUUCGAAGGACAGCAACAGAUCUAUCGCGAAGCCGGGAGUCCUCAACGCCGUUCCAGAUACGAGAUCAGACCAGAUGGCAAGCUCGAUGUACGCACCAGAGGCGGAUCACAAAGUCCAUCGAAGCGUGACAGUCGCAUCACAGUCAACGAAAUGGAUCUAGGAGAGGUUCGAAUGGACCGUCCAUCGAAGCGUGACAGUCGCAUCACAGUCAACGAAAUGGAUCUAGGAGACCUUCGCCAUUCGAACCUCUCAAGCAACAACGUCGCAUCUGCUGGCUACGGAAGAGCUAUCACGCCACCUCUUCGCAGUCCAGCAAUGCCAAACGCAGCCGGCGACAAGGCUGCUCAAGGCCAAGAGCAAAGUACAAAGCUGCUAAAUGACAAUUGGUAUGUCUUGGAUGCUGAGGAUGAUGAGUACGAGAAUCGCCCACCAGUACCGGCAAAGAAUGGGUACAUGGCUGUGCGCGACCGUCACGACUCUUUCAUGCCUGUCGAGACCACGGGCACAAGGAGAGAACAUGCUCGAGAGCUUAUGCCGAAGCCACUAGGCAUGCAUCCACCCACCCCGCCACAAGACACACAGUUCCCAGACCCGUCAGAAGACUACUACAGCUCCGGGGCAGGCGUGGAGCGCAAUCCAACAAACGCCACCCAAACCAGCUCAAUCUACUCCCAAGAAUCUGCCACCACAGCAAAAGCAUCUGGGACACCCAAAGGAAAAUAUUACGGUGACCUAGCAGCUGCUACACGCUCGAUCUUGUCACAAGCAUCUAACACACCGCCACCGACUUAUGCAAGUAAGUCUCGGACGCCUUCCCCAGAUAAGAUGGACAGGAUGGGUGGCAACGGGAGAGUGGUGAGCAGAACGGGAGCAGACAUUGCUGACGAGAAUGUCCUCUUUCUUCAUCCUCACGAAAAUGGUAGCAAGCAGAGUAUGCGUGGCCUGAGGAAUCGGGAUGUGAGUGGCAAGAUCGCUGAGGAGGGUCGUGGUGGGAACGGAAAUUGGCGAGGGAGUUGGGGAAGCAGAGGGUAUUAA
Molecule: messenger RNA, 2100 nt
Organism: Recurvomyces mirabilis
Lineage: Eukaryota; Fungi; Ascomycota; Dothideomycetes; Mycosphaerellales; Teratosphaeriaceae
Exons: 2
Coding region: 1-2100 (699 amino acids)
Source: RefSeq, a predicted model, not a curated record